UGAAAAUAUUGUUCGGUUUCAAUAUUGUGAAUUGCAUCAGGACGGAGCCAAAUAACGAAUGUUUGCCAGAAACUUUGGAUAAAAUUGUAGAUUUUUAAAUAAUUCACAAUGGCAGACCAUGUAACUGGGAAAACUCAAUUGUCGCAUCCUUUCAUAAAUGGAGAAAAUACAGUUCCAAUUCCUGAAGGAAAAGAAGCAGAGGUGGAUGCAUUUUAUCAAUGGAUGAUGGAGCAGAAGAACGUUGCUGCAGGUUUUACAAAAGGACACGCCCUGCUUUUCCUGCACGCCUGCUACUGGAAUGAAGCUAAUUCAAAAAAGGCUUUCCAAAAAUACCUUACCAUAAGAGCAAACUCACCUGAGAUUUUCAUGGACCGAGACCCGCUUUCACCUAAUGUCGGUGCAAUGUACGAUUUAGCUCACAUGGCAGCAUUGCCACAUACCACUCCUGAGGGAUACAAAUUAUUAAUUUAUCGCCUAGCAAACUAUGAUCCAUCUAAAAUGGUAUUUGCAGAUGCGGUCAAAGCAUUUUGUAUGUUCAACGACGUUCGAUUGUCUGAAGAUGGUUUAGCAGAUGGGUACGUCGUCAUAUUCGACAUGAAAGGCUUUCGUCUCAGCCAUUUGAUGCGUGUUUCAUUUGGACCUUUACGCCACUUUAUGCAGUACAUCCAAGAAGCUCAUCCUGCACGCCUAAAAAAAAUUAUGGUUGUAAAUACAUCUUCUCUGAUCAACCAGAUUAUGACAUUGGUCAAACCUCUUAUAAGAUCCGAACUGAUGGGACUUCUUACUUUCAUUAGUGAAGGACCGGAGUCUGUUUUGCCUCUGAAACUUUUACCUUCUGAUUAUGGUGGCUCUUUGCCCGAAGUAGCGGUCAUGCACAGGGAGCAACGUGCUGAAAUUGAAACUAAAUACUGCGAAUGGCUCAGAGAAUCAGCUGUUCUGAAAGAAUUACCAAAAAGCAAAGAAUCUUCCAAAACUAAUAUACAGCAAAUGGAAAGUUUGAAGCUGGAGUUUGAUUAACACAUCACUGAUAGCAAAUUGAUGGUUUGAUAAUAAAUUAUUUAUUUUAUACAUUAUAUAUGAUUAUUAUUCCAAAGAAAUUACAGAUUCAACAAUAUUUAAAUAGAGUUUGUAAAAUUCUUCGGAGAACGAUAUAUCAUCUAUUGUCAGUAGUAAAACAUUCUAUUUAUGUUUAUUUGUAUAUUAUAUGAUAUUGAAUAAGCGCCGAUAUCGUGCCAAGAGGAUAUAGAUAUUAAAAUUAAUGAUAUAAUAUAUUUUAUAGUUUAAUUAAAGUACGUAUAUAUAUUUAUUGCAAUAUUAU
Molecule: messenger RNA, 1318 nt
Organism: Ctenocephalides felis (cat flea)
Lineage: Eukaryota; Metazoa; Arthropoda; Insecta; Siphonaptera; Pulicidae
Product: retinaldehyde-binding protein 1-like
Exons: 7
Coding region: 109-1017 (302 amino acids)
Cellular component (GO): membrane
Molecular function (GO): phosphatidylinositol bisphosphate binding
Source: RefSeq, a predicted model, not a curated record